This is a messenger RNA of Penicillium mononematosum, 975 nucleotides long. Its product is annotated as intradiol ring-cleavage dioxygenase. Bases 1 to 975 code for a protein of 324 amino acids. NCBI's taxonomy places the organism in Eukaryota, Fungi, Ascomycota, Eurotiomycetes, Eurotiales, Aspergillaceae. The record is from RefSeq and is a predicted model, not a curated record. The transcript has 2 exons. Gene Ontology annotation, molecular function: ferric iron binding; oxidoreductase activity, acting on single donors with incorporation of molecular oxygen, incorporation of two atoms of oxygen.
AUGCGUUUCUCGGCUCUUUUCUUCACGGCAACCCUGGCCCUCUCUGUCGUUGCCCAUGAAGGCCCUCAUAGGCUACCAACCGACAAGGAAUUUUCUCGCAAAGCGUCUUUGUCUGCUCGUUGCUCGGAGCAUGUUGCUGGAUUCAACACGCGACGUGUGAAGCGUGCCUUCACUCCCCAUGUCCGAGGAAACACCACUGUUCAGAUCCAGACCCAAGCCCCUCUUUACGAGACGAUCCAGAAUGAUACCUGCGUUCUCAGUCCUGAAGUUACAGCCGGCCCCUACUACUGGCCUCACUCUCAAACCCUCCGUCAAGACAUGACAGAGACUCAGGAAGGUGUUCCUCUGUGGCUGGACAUCGGUGUUUUGGACAUGGCCACCUGCAAGCCGUUGGAGGGAGUGAUGGUUGAUCUAUGGCAUUGCAAUGCCACUGGAAGCUAUUCUAGCUUUACUGAGUUGUCCCCCAACACCAAAUUCCCGGACCUUCUCUCUGAACUAGGAAGGGAUGCUUCAGACUUUGAGGUUGGCACCACCGAUAUCCACACCGACUCGGAGACUUGGCUGCGAGGAAUGUGGCCAACUGAUAAGCAUGGAAUGAUGCAAAUGAAGACCAUUUUCCCAGGAUUCUACAUUGAAAGGUCUAUCCACAUUCACGUCCAAGCCCAUACAGACUGGACCACACAAGAGAAUGGCACGCUUGUCUUCGAAAACACUGUGAGCACUGGGCAACUGUAUUUUGAGGAGGAGCUCGAGGAGAAGAUCAUGGCUCUGCAACCAUAUGCCUCUCAUACGGAAAUCAACCGCACCCGGAAUGACGUCGAUAUGGAGUUUUCUAAGGGUCAAAAGAAUGGUUAUAACCCGGUCGUCUCUGUGGUCGCGGUGGACGACGAUGAUCUCACUAAGGGAUUAAUCGGGUAUAUCACCAUCGGCGUUGAUACCACUGCUAUUUCGGAUGAGCGUUGGUCUGCUGCAUAG